Molecule: messenger RNA, 3140 nt
Organism: Hippocampus comes (tiger tail seahorse)
Lineage: Eukaryota; Metazoa; Chordata; Actinopteri; Syngnathiformes; Syngnathidae
Gene: dapk2b
Product: death-associated protein kinase 2b
Exons: 10
Coding region: 164-1609 (481 amino acids)
Biological process (GO): positive regulation of apoptotic process; intracellular signal transduction; protein phosphorylation
Cellular component (GO): cytoplasm; nucleus
Molecular function (GO): protein serine/threonine kinase activity; ATP binding
Source: RefSeq, a predicted model, not a curated record
GGGACUUGGAGUCACACAAAAGUGUGAUGUUACUGCCAUGGCGUGACACAAGACAGACAACACAAGAGGCUGAGUGAGGACACCGGAGCAACCUCUGCAUCUCAUACAAGGAAAGUGGAUUUAGUGGAGCGCACACACUGUGUGGAAGAGAUCAUCCAUAUCAAUGAGGACACCUGGCAUGGCGCUUUUCAAGCAGCAGGCUGUGGAGGACUUCUAUGACAUCGGGGAGGAAUUGGGGAGUGGUCAGUUUGCAGUGGUCAAGCGUUGCACGGAGAAGAGCACAGGCGUCGAGUACGCCGCCAAGUUCGUCAAGAAGCGUCAGAGUCGGGCAAGCAGACGCGGUGUGCGGCGCGAGGAGAUCGAGAGGGAGGUGGACAUCCUCCAGCAGCUCCAGCACCCCAACGUGGUGGCCCUUCACGACGUCUACGAGAAUCGCACGGAUGUGGUGCUUGUCCUUGAGCUCGUUUCUGGCGGAGAGCUGUUCGACUUCCUGGCUCGCAAGGAGUCGCUUUGUGAAGAAGAGGCCACUCAGUUUAUCAAACAGAUCCUGGAUGGUGUCCAGUACUUCCACUCCAAGAGGAUUGCACAUUUUGACCUAAAGCCUGAAAACAUAAUGCUACUGGACAGGAACGUUCCUCUUCCGCGCAUCAAAGUCAUCGACUUUGGGUUAGCACACAAGUUAGAAGACGGAGCAGAUUUUAAAAACAUUUUUGGAACCCCUGAGUUUGUCGCUCCGGAGAUAGUCAACUAUGAGCCUCUGGGGUUGGAGGCAGAUAUGUGGAGCAUUGGAGUCAUCACGUAUAUACUUCUGAGCGGCGCGUCGCCUUUCCUCGGUGACACAAAGCAGGAAACGUUAGGGAACAUCUCAGCCAUGAGCUACGAAUUUGACGAGGAGUUCUUCAGCAACACGAGCGAGCUGGCCAAGAGCUUCAUCAGACAGCUGCUGGUGAAAGACACAAGGAAACGGAUGAGCAUAGAGCAUGCACUCAACCAUCCGUGGAUUAAGUCCUGUGGGCGUACGCCGGAGAGCCCCGCCCCAGACGCUGAGCGGAAAGCUGAGCAGCUGAAGACCAAGUCUCUCAAGGAAUACGACAGCCAGUCACACUCCAGCAUGAUCCCCAACAACACCUACGCCAGAUUUGAACGAUUCACCCGAGUGGUGGAGGACCUCGGUCUGAUGGAGACUGAAGUGACACAGGUGGCGGGAGCCCGCCAUACCUUGCAAAGUGACCUGGAAGCAUUGCUUGCCAUUUACGACGACAAAGAAAUUUGGUACAAACAGCAGAGCGAAACCACCAGGAAGCAACUCUCCCAAGUCCGCUAUGAGUAUCGUAAAGUGGAAGCCACCAGGAAGCUGCUGCGGGCAGACCUGACGGGCGUGCGCACCACUUUGGAAACCAUCGGCGGGAAGUACCAGCAGAGGCAGAGUCAACUGGAAGCGCUGAGGCAUGAGCUGAACUCUGAGCUGCAGUGGCUGCAGGAGGUAGUGCAUUUUCUGGAUCCACCGGGAGCUCACGGCAGCAGUCUGCACACAGCGCUGAAGGAGCUGCUGCAACAAGGAAAGCUCUAUCCCAGGGCCCAAAACCCCCCAGCUGAGUCAAAUGAAUGAGAAAAGAGACAUUUUAUUUUCAUUAUUUUUAUUUGUAAAUGUCACAGAGUAUAAAUUGCAAAACUAGGGCUAGAAAAAAAAAAAAAAAAAGAAUUGAAAAAUCAGUUUUCAUGAAAAAAAAAAGUGAGUGCACCGAAUUGAAUGGGUUCGUUUUACUUGUGGAGUCAUUGAAUCGAAUUGCACCCGUGAUACGUAUCAAAUCGUUUUUAUUUGGAGAGAUUCACGGUGCCUUUCAAAGCCUACCCCUCGUAAAGUGAAAUUAAAUAUGUCUUCUAAUUUGAAACGCUACAGAAAAGAGAUUUGUUGACAACCCUGUCAAUUUCAAAUGAUUAACGAGAGGCGCUAGCUCACAAGCUAGCCCACGAGUUAACAAGCUUGGACCUCGUGAUAACUCAAUAAAUUGCAGUUGCGCCGGGGGACCACAGAUGCGAACAAAGUUUUCUCCCCCCUUGACUUUUUUUUUGCAGAGUGUAUACUGAAAUAAUGCUAAUCUCAUCACAAUUUACUCACAAAUGCUCAGUGUGAAAAUCUGAGCCUCUUUAGCAGAACACAACGCUGGUAUACUCUCAGGGAGACACUUAUUGAUAUCUAAACAAGCAUACCGGUACAUUAAUUGUAGUCAAUAAAUAAUCAUUUUAGAUCAACGUGAAUUACAAUAAGUUGAAUUUGAUAACUUCCAGGUGCUCGUGCCCACGGUACAGUGGCAGGGACUCACCAGCGUGAACAGCACACACUAAGGGUAUCAUAUUAUUUUGAAUUUCAUGAUGUGUUAUGUUGUUCUGAUCUGAGUUUAAAAAUACAGAGUCGUCACUAUACUGUACUAUUUUGAUGUGGUUGAGGUCAGGGGUUUAGUCGGGUCUUUCACACCAGACUCAUCCAAGCAUGCCUUUAUGAAAACUUAUGGGGCGUACAAACAGCACUUGAGGGCAUAAACGUGGCCAAAAAUGUCCAGAUUUAUUGGAGAACAUUGGUGUCAUGCCCCAGCGCAUUUAUUAUUUUUUUAGCUCAGAGAUGUAUUAAGCAAGCAUGAUUUGGUUUGAAUUUGGCAAGUGGAGGCAAUGACUGUUGUGUUAUCAAUUAUUUAUGGCUUCACUGAGUUCUGAAUACAAAAAGUGUCAAGCCAGUCUUUCCAACGGAAUGCCUUGGAAUCACAUGUUGAGUUUAUUUCUCAUUCCAUUUUAUGAUUUAGUACUGUGUGAUUGUAACUCGGCACGCACUUUGCCAUGAUGUUGAUUUGUGAUUUUUUUUUUUCCUCCUCAUUUUGAAAGCGCACUUUUUAAUGAAGAUACCGUUUAUUUAUUUAUUUAUUUAUUCAUUCAUUUUAUUGAAAUGUUAUUUAUUUCUUGGCUAUAUUUUGGGAAAACUCAAAAUAUUAAAACCAAAACUGAAGUACUGUAUCGGAUCUUAUCUGCAAUACUUGGAAGAUGCUUCUGUGAUUCUCUUAUCUUUACAGAGAGAAACAAUGUUCACUUUUUGACUUCACGAAAACAUCGACUACAUUUAAAUUCCUGAAUUAAACAUUUUUAAAAAG